GACCGCUUCUGAUGUGUGGAGAGAUCCGCUUCUUCAAACGAAGAGCGAAGUAAAAACUAGUGCACCCUGUCUGUACUCGACGAUGUAGGAUUUACGGAAGAGGAGUCCCAGGCGUGGCAGAGGAACUUCCGUCUUGUAAAGCUCAAAAAUGACAGCGACUUUGCGCCCCUACUUAAACGCUGUGAGGGCCACCUUGCAGGCGGCGCUGUGUCUGGAGAACUUCUCCUCUCAGGUGGUGGAGCGUCACAACAAGCCAGAGGUGGAAGUUAGGAGCAGCAAGGAGCUGCUACUUCAGCCUGUGGUGAUCAGCCGUAAUGAUAAGGAGAAGGUUCUCAUUGAGGGAUCCAUCAACUCUGUCAGAGUCAGCAUUGCUGUCAAACAGGCUGAUGAGAUUGAGAAGAUCCUCUGCCACAAGUUCAUGCGCUUCAUGAUGAUGAGAGCAGAGAACUUCUUCAUCCUGAGGAGGAAACCAGUAGAGGGAUAUGAUAUUAGCUUCUUGAUUACCAACUUCCACACGGAGCAGAUGUACAAACACAAGCUGGUGGACUUUGUCAUCCACUUCAUGGAGGAGAUUGACAAGGAGAUCAGCGAGAUGAAGCUGUCCGUUAAUGCCAGGGCCCGUAUCGUUGCAGAGGAAUUCCUCAAGAACUUCUGAUGACAAUGUUGUCCGUGCCCCCGCACAAGCGGGGAAAACGCUGCAAGGACCAAUCAGCACAAGAGAGGAAAACUAAACAGCCAAUCAGUGAGGAGAUGAGAGGAACAUGACCAAUCUGGCGAUGACAUCCUUUGCGCCCGUCUUGAGUAUUUCCCUGUAGUCAUGAAUAUCAAUGACUGUAUAUAAUGAAAUAUUUACCAGUUUCAUUUUCAGCCACUGAACAAAUCCCCAAACAAAGGCGGGUCCUUAAAGUAUUAAUCAAGUUGAUAGCCAUGAAUACAGGGGCAUUGAGGACGUGUCGUUGCAAAUGAAACGGACAGGUUUUUGUAUUUUCUGUAUGUGAGUGUGUGUGUCACGGUUGUUUUUAAAAAAAAAUUUGUCUCCAAAAAUUUUCUCUGUUCAGGAAAACCCGUGUUAGAGGAAAGUAGUCUGUGUGGCGUUUAAUCACGGCACACGGAGCAAAAGCUGUCUGUAAAGAAGCCACAAAAACCUAUGUAUGAAAAUAAUGACAGACAAUAAAACCGUUGUUUAUACCUUUUGUGGUAUUUCAAA
Molecule: messenger RNA, 1207 nt
Organism: Micropterus salmoides (largemouth bass)
Lineage: Eukaryota; Metazoa; Chordata; Actinopteri; Centrarchiformes; Centrarchidae
Product: actin-related protein 2/3 complex subunit 4
Exons: 6
Coding region: 149-655 (168 amino acids)
Biological process (GO): actin filament polymerization; Arp2/3 complex-mediated actin nucleation
Cellular component (GO): Arp2/3 protein complex; actin cytoskeleton
Molecular function (GO): actin filament binding
Source: RefSeq, a predicted model, not a curated record